AUGGCAUCCGGAGAGUCAAAAGAUGAACGCGACAAACGAGUCGCCAAACUCUGGGAAACCUUGGAUACACGACGAGAAGGCCAUAUCGACCUGAAUGGGUUAAAGAAGGGGCUAAAGAAAAUCGAUCAUCGUGAGUUUGACCGGGUUCCUUGCUGUCUAUCUGCGCUCUUGGCUAAUGUCCUCGUAGCUUUAAAAAAUGCAGACGAUAUGGUAGUCAAUGUUGUGCGGGAGGUGGACACGAAUGGCGAUGGACGUAUCGACCAAGCUGAAUUCCGAGCAUUUCUCAACCACACCGAGAACGGACUAUGGCAGAUGUUCCAGAGCAUUGAUCGAGAUCAAAACGGAGAAAUUGACAAGAUGGAAUUGCGGAAUGCCUUUUCACGUUCCGGAGUCACGGUUUCGAACGCCAAGUUGGACCGGUUUUUCGCCGAGGUCGACAAAAACCAUGACGGGGUGAUCUCUUACACAGAGUGGAGGGAUUUCCUUCUAUUCCUCCCACUCCAGUCCCCGACCGACCUACACGCCGUCCUUUCAUACUACACGGCUACGGGAAAUCUAAACCCGGAAGGAGAUGUCAACAUCAAUGACCUGCAGGGUUUAGGUACAGACUAUCCGUUUCUUUCACCUUAUAUUCUCGCCAUCCCACACUUUUUGUACAACAUUUUGUCCCUCCCCGCCUUGGCCUCCCUCCUUCCUUCAGCACACGCGGAAACCAGCCAUAUCUCAAAGUUGGGACCCGUUCUCGAGCAAGAUUUUGUCUCGCUAGACGGCGACUUGGAGUUGGAGUGGUUGCCACUUCCCCAGACUACCGCCAUGCGGAUGUUUUUCCGAUAUUAUGGACGGAAGUUGACCGAGAAUACCCCUCAACUAGGCUACUUCCUUGCAGGUGGAAUUGCGGGUGCCGUUUCAAGGACUGCUACCGCCCCCCUCGAUCGUCUCAAAGUUUAUCUCAUUGCGCAGACCGGUGUCAAAUCAACGGUUAAGGCGGCGAAGGAGGGAGCCCCGUUGGCUGCGGCGGGGAAUGCGUCCAGAACAUUGUUCGACGCUCUCAAGGAACUAUGGCGGGCUGGAGGAAUACGGAGUUUGUUCGCAGGGAACGGCUUGAACGUGGUCAAGGUCAUGCCGGAGUCUGCGAUCAAGUUUGGUGCCUACGAGUCCGCGAAAAGAGCAUUUGCACGACUCGAAGGACAUAACGAUCCCAAGCGACUCCUUCCCACUUCGCAGUUCAUGUCCGGUGGCUUUGGUGGAAUGGUUGCCCAAUGCUUUGUCUACCCCCUCGAUACCCUAAAAUUUCGCAUGCAGUGUGAAACCGUGAAAGAUGGCCCGAAAGGCAACCAGCUCAUCGCAGCUACCGCAAAAAAGGUGUGGAGCAAAAAUGGCUUCGUUGGCUUUUUCCGAGGACUCCCGCUUGGCCUUGUGGGCAUGUUCCCCUACGCCGCAAUCGAUUUAUCAACAUUUGAAUACCUCAAACGGACACUCCUAGCUAAAAAGGCUCGUGACUGUGGCUGUCAUGAGGAUGAUGUACCCCUCGGCAACUUCGCAACAGGUGCAAUUGGUGCUAUGAGUGGAGGAUUCAGCGCCUCGAUUGUCUACCCCCUCAAUGUUCUCCGAACUCGACUUCAAACCCAGGGCACGAUCAUGCAUCCGCCUACAUACACAGGAAUUGGCGAGGUCCUAAAAAUCACACUCAAGACCGAGAGGACCCCGUGGCCUUUACAAAGGUCUCACACCUAA
This is a messenger RNA of Penicillium mononematosum, 1734 nucleotides long. RefSeq lists its product as uncharacterized. The transcript has 7 exons. Bases 1 to 1734 code for a protein of 577 amino acids. The record is from RefSeq and is a predicted model, not a curated record. Lineage: Eukaryota; Fungi; Ascomycota; Eurotiomycetes; Eurotiales; Aspergillaceae. Gene Ontology annotation, molecular function: ATP transmembrane transporter activity; calcium ion binding. Gene Ontology annotation, biological process: transmembrane transport.